AUGAUGCAAUCUUUUGAAGAAAUGAAUAAUUUAGCAUACAAAAGAUUAUCAAGAUCAAUAUGUACAACUUCCAAUAAAAAUUCUUCUGAAUCAUAUGAUUAUGAAGACGACAAUGAGGGCGAUGGUGAAGAUCAGCAUGCAGAUGAAGAGGAAAACGAAAAUGAUGAUAAUGAAAAACAUCAACCUAACAAGGAAUCUAUUGAGAAUGGUAUCAUGAAUGAAAAUAAUGAACUAACGUCAAUGGAUGAAUUUGGUCUUGAUUGUCUUCCAAAUGUAUCUAGUUCCACCAUUCGAGGGAUGCGUUUAUUCGAUUCUGUCAAUAGUAAUCAAU
Rotaria sp. Silwood1 is the source of this 331-nucleotide messenger RNA. Lineage: Eukaryota; Metazoa; Rotifera; Eurotatoria; Philodinida; Philodinidae. The record is from the annotation of a GenBank genome assembly.